This is a messenger RNA of Anopheles nili, 1311 nucleotides long. RefSeq lists its product as uncharacterized. The transcript has 6 exons. NCBI's taxonomy places the organism in Eukaryota, Metazoa, Arthropoda, Insecta, Diptera, Culicidae. The record is from RefSeq and is a predicted model, not a curated record. The coding region runs from base 1 to 1188 and encodes 395 amino acids.
AUGACUACGCUUUGCAGCCCUUGGAACCAAGGUCAGCGGGACGAGUAUCCUUCGAAAGCGUUGGCGAACUUUCUAUAUUCCUCGAACUUUGCUGCAAAAGAGAUGGAUGAUAUUCUGGUAGCGGAAUGCAAUAACAGGAACACCGUCUAUGUGCUGAAUUCCAGCUACCGAUAUGGGAAUUUGGACAUGAUAGAGCUGUUCGGUUCGCCUGCUGGCCGGGCAUUAACGCUGAAUAAUAAAACUGCAGCCGAGUUGCAGCAUGGCGCCAGACCGAUGCCCGGUAGCAGAAGCGAAUCCCAACCGGGCGGAAAUAUCACCUCCACCAACAUCAGCAGCAUUAUCUGCCCUGAUGGGAGCAGUACUGCCGGCCAUCACUUCAUCGAAUCGAGCGAAUUCAUUAGGUUCGCGUCCAGCAGGGAACCAACCGCAGCCGCCAUCGCCUUCCGCAGUAAAAGCGCCGAUGCUAGCAGUAAAAGCGGAGUGCCGGUCCAGCUGGAUCAACCGAGCAGGCGGAAUAAUUUGAAAAUGGCCAAAUUUUGGAAGCUGUUCGACGAGGACCGGUUACGGAAGGCCAACGGUGCGGAACGGACCGGUGAUAAGCUCCGCCAAAGCCGUUGGAUUGCACCACCGGUGGCCGAUCGGGCGACGGAAUCGGUCGACAAAUCCGCUAAUGAUUUGUACAGCGAAGCAGCCCAGCUGUUGGGCAUCAAGUGUGCCCUGACAGACAGCUGUCGGUGUAUAGACUGUCAGAGCCAGUACUUCGACUGCGAUGACGAUGCGGACACAUAUUCGGAAUACUCCGACAAAUCGUACGACCUGGAGGACAAUUUGUUCACACAUCGAUCAUAUUAUAAUGAUCACUCGACGGUACCGUCGGUGCCAGAUACAGACACCUUCGGGGCCGCCGGUGUCGCUGCAAUCAAUGACCGUUUGAAUCGGCACCGUCUUCCGCCCGGCCGGUCCUGGGACACGGAAGGCGACGCGCAGGAUGUCAAUGGUAAUGAAUGCCAGCAUUAUUUGCAUAGCACCCACAAUCCGUCUUCAUUGAAUUUAUCAUUGGAUGAGGGACAGCCACCGGCAAGCGACCGCUCUCAAUUGCCAAUUGAUACGUCCGAAACCGAGGCCCGGCACCCGGAAUGCCCGGAGGAACCCGAUGAGAUUGGAGCUGCCGGUGCGAGCGUGGCAUGAGAAAGGAUUACGGCUUCAGAGGCCUACGAAGACCCACCAGCGACCUUUUCAGCCACCGUUAGAGAGGAGGAAAGCAUCGUGCUGGUCACCGUUGAUGGCUUCAGCUGCACCAAUGAGCCCGGG